CGAACCUUUAGAUGGAUGCAGACAAUGAUUUUUGCCAUAGAGGAGAUCAACAGAGAUGACCGACUCCUGGCCAACUUAACUCUGGGUUAUAAGAUUUAUGACUCAUGCAGUACCCCUUUCCAUGCCCUCCGUACAGCCUUGGCCCUGAUGAGCGGUCACAAAGAGGACCAAGGUAACCCAGAGUGCCGAGGCAGAGUGCCUGUCGUCAUUGGUGAUGGAGGAUCCACAUUAUCCUUAGUGGUUGCACGGUUUCUGGGUGUUUUUCAUGUUCCACAGGUCAGCUAUUUCUCCAGCUGUGCAUGUCUAAGUAACAAAUUUGAGUUCCCUUCAUUUCUGAGGACUAUGCCCAGUGACUUCUUUCAAGUGGAUGCUCUUACACAGCUGGUGCAACACUUUGGUUGGAGCUGGGUUGGCACUUUCGCAGGGGAUGAUGCUUAUGGUCGUGGAGGCGCUCAGAUCUUCAAUGAUGAGGUUACCAAACUGGGUGCAUGUAUUGCUUUUUAUGAAAUUAUACCUAAAAACCACGAGAAAGCAGAGAUGACCAGGAUUGUAAGGAGAAUUGGUGAGUCAGGUGCCCGGGUGGUCCUGGUCUUUGCUCUAGAGCAAGAUGCAAGGGCUAUCUUCUGGGAAGCCCUCCGUCAGAACCUCACUGGCAUACAAUGGUUGGCCAGCGAGGCCUGGAUCACGGCGGCUGUUCUCUCCACUCCUGAAUUUCACUCCAUCCUUCAGGGCUCUAUGGGAUAUGCCAUCCGUAAGGCUGAUAUUCCCGGCCUGCAGCCUUUCCUGCUACGGCUGCAUCCCUCCAAAUACCCUCAGGACCCAUUUGUUAUGCAGUUUUGGGAAGAAAUGUUUCAGUGCUCUUUAGGCAAAGACUCCUCUCCUAGACCACCCUGUAAUGGUUCUGAAGUGCUGUUCAACACAGGGAACAUUUAUUCCGAUGUAACCCAGCUCAGAAUCUCUUAUAAUGUUUAUAAAGCAGUGUAUACAAUUGCUCAUGCUCUUGAUUCAAUGCUGCGCUGUGAACCAGGCAAAAGACCUUUCAUGUGGGAAUCGUGCCCAAACUCCAGCACCAUAAAACCAGGGGAGCUUCUGCAUUAUCUGAAGCACGUCCACUUCACUAAUGAGUUGGGAGAGGAGACAAAGUUUGAUGAUAACGGAGAUCCUGUGGCCAUGUAUGAUCUCAUCAACUGGCAGCUCGGCAGCAAUGGAGAGGUGCAGUACGUCACGGUGGGGAGGUUUGAUGAAACAAUGCAGCCUAAAUUAAUGAUUGAAGAGACAAACAUCAUCUGGAAUGGAAACCAAAGACAAGUCCCUGUAUCCGUCUGCAGCACCAGCUGUCCUCCAGGCACUAGAAAAGCUACCAGGCCAAACUUUCCUGUCUGCUGCUUUGACUGCAUUCUCUGUGCAGCUGGGGAGGUUAGCAAUCAGACAGAUGCCUUAGAGUGUGAAAAAUGCCUGUCUGAGUUCUGGUCCAAUACUAGACGAGACACCUGCAUCCCGAAACUGGUCGAGUUCCUCUCCUUCAGCGAUACCAUGGGAAUCACGUUACUAGCCGUGGCCCUGCUUGGGUCCUGUUUCACUCUCGCAGUUGCUCUGAUAUUUGCCAUCAAACGUCACACCCCCAUUGUCAGAGCUAAUAACUCUGAGCUCAGUUUCCUCAUUCUCAGCUCACUAUGGCUUUGUUUUUUGUGUGCACUAGCCUUUAUUGGGCGUCCCACGUCCUGGUCUUGCGGGCUUCGCCACACUGCCUUUGGUAUUGCGUUCUCUCUCUGCCUGUCCUGUAUCCUCGGGAAGACGUUGGUGGUGCUCAUGGCCUUCAGGGCUACUUUACCAGGCAGCAAUGUGAUGAAAUGGUUUGGCCCUCUUCAGCAACGCGGCAUUAUAUUCUUGUGCACGGCCGUGCAGGUAGUGAUUUGCUGCACGUGGCUGAGUGUGGCACCUCCUGUCCCACGCAAGCUCAUGACCCGCGAAACUGCCCGGAUUAUAAUUUUGUGUGAUGUAGGCUCCCCGUUAGCGUUCUCACUGGUGCUGGGCUAUAUCGGCCUGCUGGCUGCUGUGUGCUUCCUUAUGGCCUUCCUUGCUCGAAAGCUGCCAGACAAUUUCAAUGAAGCUAAGUUCAUUACUUUUAGCAUGUUGAUCUUCUGCGCUGUGUGGAUAGCGUUUGUUCCAGCAUAUGUCAGCUCACCAGGGAAGUACACAGUGGCUGUGGAGAUUUUUGCCAUUUUGGCCUCUAGUUACGGCCUGUUGCUGUGUAUCUUCACCCCAAAGUGUUACAUCAUUCUGCUUAGACCUGAGAAAAAUACAAAGAGAUAUUUGAUGUCCAAAUCCAAUACAGAAAGAAAAUAUUAA
Triplophysa rosa is the source of this 2349-nucleotide messenger RNA. RefSeq names its product extracellular calcium-sensing receptor-like. Gene Ontology annotation, molecular function: G protein-coupled receptor activity. The record is from RefSeq and is a predicted model, not a curated record. Lineage: Eukaryota; Metazoa; Chordata; Actinopteri; Cypriniformes; Nemacheilidae. Gene Ontology annotation, biological process: G protein-coupled receptor signaling pathway. Gene Ontology annotation, cellular component: membrane. The coding region runs from base 16 to 2349 and encodes 777 amino acids. The transcript has 5 exons.